This is a messenger RNA of Jatropha curcas, 2579 nucleotides long. Its product is annotated as P-loop containing nucleoside triphosphate hydrolases superfamily protein. NCBI's taxonomy places the organism in Eukaryota, Viridiplantae, Streptophyta, Magnoliopsida, Malpighiales, Euphorbiaceae. Gene Ontology annotation, cellular component: nucleus. The record is from RefSeq and is a predicted model, not a curated record. Gene Ontology annotation, biological process: regulation of telomere maintenance.
AUUAAAAAAUCUUAUAAUCUCCCAAAUCCUAGCUUCUCUCUCCAUGACCAGCUCCACCUUUGCUAGGGUUUCUCAAAAUUCAACCAGAAGCUCAAUAAUGGAUCAUCACUGGAGGCCAAUGCCUCCGUCUCAAGGUAACAUUUGCCCCGUUUGCUCUGUUUCUCAUUUCCCAUUUUGCCCUCCUCACCCUCAUCCUCCCUAUCCUCCUCCUUUCCCUCCAUACAAUCAAUAUCCUAGAUUCCCAUUGCAUCCAGAUUACCCGCGUUCCGACCCAUACCAUGCGGGCGUGCCCAGCCCGUACGUGGUCAAUCCAAACGAAGUUUGGCAUAGAAACCAUAGUUUCGAUUACAGGGAAGGAUUUGCGCAGGCGGAGUAUGAUUACAACAAUAGUAGUAGUAAUGGCUAUGUUGGAGAGGGAGAUAGGAGAUAUAAGCGACCUAGGGUUGACGAGGUUGGAUCGGCUGUAUUUGGCCACGAGAAUAAUCAAAAUCCCGCGAAGAGCUUAUCCGACGAUGAGCGUAGAUUGAAGUUGAUUCGCGAUCAUGGCGGGGCUUCAAGUGAGAAUUCGACAAAUUUUCGUUAUAAUUCUGAUUUGAAUGCAAGUUGUGCUAGGAAUGAAGAUAUGAAUAAUCACUCCGAGUAUUCGAGGAACGGGGAGGCUGGUCCUUUCCAGAGUGAUGGAGGCAGCAUGUAUAGUCCUUUCCAGCCAAAUGGUCCGAAGCAGCAGGCAUAUGAAUCUUAUGGCGACGUUACUUUGCCACAGGCUCAGUUUAAUGAUUCAAUAUCAGCGAAGAGGUCUCAAUAUUCUCAUAUGAAUAACUGGCUGGACCAUCGGCCUCCACAACCUUAUGGAAUGCCUAAUUAUAUGAGAAAUGAUUAUCAAUCCCCUGGUCAAGAGCCAGUAGGUUACUUGCCUUACCCUGAUAACAGGGGAUAUAGUGCCCAGCCUCCUCCUCCGCCACCGCUUCCUCCUUCACCGCCUCCUCCUAUUCCGCCAUUGCACCAUUUAUCAGAGUUUAAAUCCUACUCUUCGCCGCCAAAAACUUCCUUGUUUCCAGUUCCUAUUGGUUCCUCUGCGACUAAUCCCUUUUUGCAGAAUAAGCAUCUUUCACAUGCUACAGCUGCCUUUUCUUCAGAGGAAUGGCAAACGUCAUCUCUGCCAAAGCGGUUAUCUCCAGAUAAGCCUACUAUCGUUGAUGCUUCCCAAUUGUUUAAGCAGCCUUUUCGGGCUUCCCGUCCUGAUCAUAUUGUCAUAAUCCUUCGAGGCCUUCCAGGUAGUGGUAAGAGCUACUUAGCAAAGAUGAUGCGUGACCUGGAGGUUGAAAAUGGUGGUAAUGCCCCACGAAUUCAUUCAAUGGAUGAUUACUUCAUGACUGAAGUUGAAAAGGUUGAGGAUGAUGCUUCAAAAUCUUCAAGCUUGGGUAGAGGCAAGAAACCUGCUUUGAAGAAGGUCAUGGAGUAUUGUUAUGAACCUGAAAUGGAAGAGGCUUAUCGAGACAGCAUGUUGAAAGCAUUCAAGAAGACCCUUGAGGAGGGAAUUUUCAGGCUUGUUAUUGUGGAUGACCGCAAUCUGCGGGUAGCUGAUUUUGCUCAGUUUUGGGCAAUUGCGAAGAGAUCCGGCUAUGAGGUUUACAUAUCAGAAGCUACAUAUAAAGACCCUGUGGGCUGUGCAGCUAGGAAUGUACAUGGUUUCACUCUAGAUGAAAUAAAAAGCAUGGCUGAGCAGUGGGAGGAAGCUCCAGUAUUGUACUUGCAACUGGACAUCAAGUCAUUAUUCCACGGGGAUGACCUGAAGGAAAGUGGAAUUCAAGAGGUUGAUAUGGAUACCGAAGAUGGUAAUGGUGAUGACAAUCCACAUGGAUUGCAGGAAAGAAAGACAGUGAAGAAUAUAGACCCUCCCUUGGAGGAUGAUGCACCUCAAGUUCUUCCAAAAGAUGGGAAGAGAUGGGGUGUUGAAGAGGACCAUCCCACACAAGGAGUGAAAGAGUUGGGUAAAAGUAAAUGGUCAAAUGAUUUAGAUGAAGAUGAUAUUGAAGGAUCUGAACGCAUGAAGGGCAAUUUAAAUGCUCUUUCCGGGUUAAUUCAGGCCUAUGGAAAGCAGGGAAAAUCUGUGCGUUGGAGUGACCAGGUUGGCAAUACUGGUUUUUCUAUAGGUGCAGCAAAGAAGGCACAAAUGCUAUCGUUGGUGAUUGGACCAGGUGCUGGAUACAACUUGAAGUCCAACCCAUUGCCUGAAGACGAGGCCAUAACAACAGCCAAAGCUGAGUCACGGAGGCAAAGUGCAUUUCAAGAACGAUUACGCGCUGAGCACGAGUCCUUUAAAGCUGUUUUUGAUAAGAGGAAACGGCGGAUUGGUAGGCUUGAUUUAGAGGAGGAAUACUAACUGUAGUAGAAAAUUCCUCCAAGUAAUUUUUGAUACUCUGAUUUUUUUUUUUUUUUCAAUUUAUUCUUUACAGGGGUAAAGGCUGUUUGUAAUUGUUAGAUUCAUGAGGGAAAAUGUAGUACAGUUCCCCUUGCUGUCAGUGUAAUCAAUGCAAAACUGAAACUGUUCAAUUGGUAAAGUAAAAUGUCUUUCAUCA